AUGGCUGGACAUUCACGUAGACAUAUUGAAAGUGAGUGUAAUAACAUUCUUACAAAAAUUGAUAAUUGGGGUAAGGAUAACAAAUUAGACUUUAAUCCUGCAAAGACAAAGGCAAUGGUCAUGGCAAGAAAUUUUACAUCGGCUUUUGAAAGGAGAUUACCAAUAAUCAAGAUGAGAAAUGAAAAUAUACAGAUAGUAAAGAAACUAAAUUACUUGGGUGUGACGAUAGAUAAUAGAAUGAGCUGGAAUGAACAUAUAAAAGGACUUAAAAUAAAGUGCAAUAUCAUUUUUAAUAAAUUGGAACAAGUUGCUAAUGGUACAUGGGGCCUCCGGUCCUCGGCUAUGGAAGGUAUUUAUGAUGGAAUGUUUGUUCCUAUAAUGACAUAUGCUGCCUCGGUCUGGUGUGGUAAAGUGCAUAACUCACUGCAAAAUAAGCAUCUUAGGCAAGCACAGAGGAUUGCUUUGCUGAGAUUAACGAAAUGUUAUAGGACGACAUCAACAGAGGGAUUAAUGGUAUUGGCUGGAAGGCUCCAGCUGCCUCAUCCGGCAAUGGAGUUUAGAGUUCAAGAGAUGGAUCAGCAAAGGUGCUAUACUGAGAUUUAUACGGAUGGUUCUAAGACCAAUGAAGGGACUGGUGCAGCAAUUGUGGUGUAUGAAAGGAAUGAGGAGAUAUACAGUCAAAAAUACAAGUUAGAAGAGUAUUGCUCCAACUUUCAGGCGGAGCUUUUGGCAAUAUAUAAAGCAGUAGAAUGGUGUAUUCAAAAUAAUAAAAGUGAGAGUGUAUGUAUCAGUACGGAUAGCCUUAGUGCCCUACAGGCUUUAUUAAGUCAUGAUUCGAAACAAAGACAAGUAUACGAAAUUAAAAAGCUCUUGUAUGAUAAAAGAAUGUUAAAGAGUAUUAAGUUCAAAUGGGUUCGAGCCCAUGUUGGAAUCUAUGGAAACGAGAGGGCGGAUAGAUUGGCAAAAAAAGCGAUAAGUGAUACACAGGUGAUAUUUGAUAUAAGGCCAAAGUUCUGGGCAAAGACAUUAUUAAGAAAUGAAACCAUAAGGAUAUGGCAACAAAAUUGGACAAACAGUGAUAAAGGAAGAAAAAUCUUCGGCUUUUUGCCUAAUAUUGAAGAGAGAAUCAGGCAAAUGAAAUGGUUGAAUCAUGAUAGAAUAGUAAUGAUCUUUCUCUCUGGGCACGAUGGUUUGGGAGAGUUCAAAAGGCGUUUUAGCCUUGGUGACAGAAAUGGAUGUAUUUGUGGUGAAGAUAUUGAGGAUUUGAAACAUAUAAUAUCUUAUCGAGGCAAACCUUUUGAUGUGAAAAAAUUUUCUGUGGACCCACAAAUUCUCAAACUACGGAACAAUGUAGUUUUGACUUCUUCGGGUCGCUUUUCCGGACUACCUAUGACCGUUAAACCGGACAGCUCGACGUUUUUGGACGUGACCCUUUGUGGUCUUUUUAUUGACAUUGCUGGUGCGUUUGAUAAUAUUUGGUGGCCCGCUGUGUUGCGUGUUCUGCGUCGUCGUAAUUGUCCGAUGGACAUUUACAGGGUUAUUAAUAGUUAUUUUGAUCAUAGGAUUGUUAGGUACUCUCAUGGUGAGGAGUAUUAUGAAAAAUUAAAGGAAUUUGAAGGAAAUCUUUCUGAAUUUGAAUGUGAAACAAGUGACGAAGAUGAUGAUGAGAUCUUCAUACCAACUGAAAGCACAAGUGAUUCUUCAGAUCCAGACUCUGAUGAAUCAGAAAAAAGCCCCCCGAUAUUAGGAAAAAGACGGGCCAUUACACCACAUCCAAGCCAGGCAAAAAGAAAAAAGGGAGCACUGCACAUGCCUGAAAUUGCAAGUGAUGACAAGAACCAUCGCUGCAGAAUGCCUAGGUGCAACAGCGUUAGGGCCAGAGUGUUCUGCACUGUUUGUAAAGUGCAUUUAUGUUUAGUCACAAGAAGAAAUUGCUUCAAAGCAUACCACGCAAUGUAA
Messenger RNA from Centruroides sculpturatus (bark scorpion), 1959 nucleotides. RefSeq lists its product as uncharacterized. The coding region runs from base 1 to 1959 and encodes 652 amino acids. The record is from RefSeq and is a predicted model, not a curated record. NCBI's taxonomy places the organism in Eukaryota, Metazoa, Arthropoda, Arachnida, Scorpiones, Buthidae. The transcript is spliced from 5 exons. Gene Ontology annotation, molecular function: RNA-DNA hybrid ribonuclease activity; nucleic acid binding. Gene Ontology annotation, biological process: DNA replication, removal of RNA primer.